Molecule: messenger RNA, 583 nt
Organism: Ahaetulla prasina
Lineage: Eukaryota; Metazoa; Chordata; Lepidosauria; Squamata; Colubridae
Product: protein S100-A9-like
Exons: 3
Coding region: 179-463 (94 amino acids)
Biological process (GO): endothelial cell migration
Cellular component (GO): extracellular exosome; cytoplasm
Molecular function (GO): transition metal ion binding; calcium ion binding
Source: RefSeq, a predicted model, not a curated record
GUGUGUGUGUGUGUGUGUUGGGGGGGGGGAGAGGACGAUUUCGCAAGGGAAGGUGGGGUCAUAGCUCUGGACGGACCUAUAAAAGGGGACACCGGUCCCAAGGCUCCUCCACCCAUCCAAGACCAACUUUGCUCUCUUACCGAUCGGCGUCGGAGAAUCAGAAGCAGCGAAAUUCGAGAUGUCUCAAACUCAGAUGGAGAAAUGUUGCGAAUGCAUCAUCGACGUCUUUCACAAAUACUCCAUCCAAAAGGACCACCACGACAGGCUCUCCAAGGCCGAGUUCGCCAGGAUGUUGAAGGAACAGCUCCCAAACUUCAUUCAGGGCAGUAAGAAACCUGAGGCCAUCGACAGCCUUUUCAAGGAGCUAGACAAGAAUAAGGAUGGGGAGCUGUCCUUUGAAGAAACCAUGGCUUUCAUCGGCAAGGUCUUGAUCGAGUGCCAUCAUAAGUUCCACCAUCACUGAGGCAGCGACGGGAAGCCCUAACCUAACCAUGGUUUACCGCCCCCCCACCCUUCGAGGCUUCUGGGCUCAGUCCUAGGCGGUGGGGCCACAAUAAAGAAUUUAAUCUUCUCCAAAAAAAAA